This is a messenger RNA of Penicillium cinerascens, 855 nucleotides long. RefSeq names its product SDR family NAD(P)-dependent oxidoreductase. The record is from RefSeq and is a predicted model, not a curated record. Gene Ontology annotation, molecular function: oxidoreductase activity, acting on the CH-OH group of donors, NAD or NADP as acceptor. NCBI's taxonomy places the organism in Eukaryota, Fungi, Ascomycota, Eurotiomycetes, Eurotiales, Aspergillaceae. The transcript is spliced from 3 exons. Bases 1 to 855 code for a protein of 284 amino acids.
AUGCCUCUCCCGCAGUUACUCGUUGGCAAGGUUGCUGCCAUCACCGGCGGCCUCACCGGCAUUGGACGGGCAAUUGCCCUAGAAUACCUCCGCCACGGAGCCAAAGUCUCCGUCAGCCACCUGGGCGGACCCAAGGAGGACGCCCUGCUAGAAGCGCUCCGCAAAGAUGUAAACGAGAUCGAAGCCGGAGCGGACAAAAGUCGAUUCAUUACAGUAUCCGGCGACAUCUCGCAGCCCGAGACAGGCAAGAAUUUCGUCGCCCAGACCGUCGAAGCAUUCGGACGUCUCGACGUGUUCGUAAGCAAUGCCGGCGUGUGUCAAUUCGCCGACUUCCUUGAGUCCGUAUUCUUCAUACCCCAGCAAUCAACCAAAACUAACAGAAGCAGGCUCGAACCUUCCCUCCUAAACCAUACCAUCUCAACCAACCUCUCCGGCGCCUUCUUCGCAACACAAGCGGCCGCCCGCCAAAUGGCGCUGGCUCAGUCACCUCCCGGCGGGUCUAUUAUCGGGAUUAGUUCGAUUUCUGCGCUCGUCGGCGGUGGCCAGCAGACUCAUUAUACGCCUACUAAGGCUGGUGUGUUGAGUCUUAUGCAGUCUUGUGCUGUGGCGUUGGGCAAGUAUAACAUUCGCUGCAAUGCUUUGCUUCCGGGUACUAUCCGCACUCAGCUUAAUGAUGAGGAUAUGGCGGAUCCGGAGAAAAGGGCUUACAUGGAGGGUCGGAUUCCCCUUGGUAGGCUUGGCCAACCGCCGGAUUUGGCAGGACCGGCUGUUUUCUUGGCUUGUGAGGAUUUAAGUAAUUAUGUGACCGGUGCACAGAUUCUGGUUGAUGGUGGGCUCUUUGUCAAUCUACAGUAG